UGAGAAAUCAUCAUUAAGGUAGCUCGCUGCUAGCUGCCUACAGCCGACUUCCGAAGUGUUAUGAGCGUUGAGGCGGAAAUCACCAGAUUGUUUUAGUUCCGAUAGGUGCGACGAUGACCCUCUAACACCAAGAAUGGACAUAAGUUAACGAUGACGGGGGAGAAAAAGAAGAAAAAGCGGCUGAACCGCAGCAUUCUUCUUGCAAAGAAAAUUAUAAUAAAAGAUGGAGGAAGUCCUCAGGGAAUCGGUGAGCCCAGUGUUUACCAUGCUGUGGUGGUCAUCUUCCUGGAGUUUUUCGCAUGGGGUCUUCUCACCACCCCAAUGCUCACGGUGUUACACCAGACAUUCCCCCAACACACAUUCCUGAUGAAUGGACUCAUCCACGGUGUCAAGGGCAUUUUAUCAUUUCUCAGUGCGCCGCUGAUUGGAGCGUUGUCAGACGUUUGGGGACGCAAAUCCUUCUUGCUGCUAACGGUCUUCUUCACGUGUGCACCCAUUCCACUGAUGAAGAUCAGCCCAUGGUGGUACUUUGCCGUCAUCUCCAUGUCCGGCGUCUUCGCCGUCACCUUUUCUGUAAUCUUUGCUUAUGUGGCGGAUAUCACGCAGGAGCAUGAGAGGAGCACGGCAUACGGCUUGGUAUCUGCUACCUUCGCAGCCAGCCUGGUCACCAGCCCGGCCAUCGGAGCCUACUUGUCUGUGACCUACGGCGACACCUUGGUGGUGAUCCUGGCCACGGCCAUCGCGCUGCUGGACAUCUGCUUCAUCCUGGUGGCCGUACCGGAGUCGCUGCCGGAGAAGAUGAGGCCAGCGUCGUGGGGAGCACCCAUCUCCUGGGAACAGGCGGACCCUUUCGCCUCGCUGCGUAAGGUGGGCCAGGACUCCACGGUUCUCCUCAUCUGCAUCACAGUGUUUCUCUCCUACCUCCCUGAGGCUGGCCAGUACUCCAGCUUCUUCCUCUAUCUCAGACAGGUCAUUAGCUUCACAUCAGCGACGGUGGCUGCCUUUAUCGCUGUCGUGGGGAUCCUCUCAAUACUUGCCCAGACGGUGGUGUUGGGGAUGCUGAUGCGGUCCAUAGGCAAUAAGAACACAAUCCUGCUCGGCCUCGGCUUCCAGAUCCUCCAGCUGGCGUGGUACGGCUUCGGCUCCCAGCCCUGGAUGAUGUGGGCUGCUGGGGCUGUCGCAGCCAUGUCCAGCAUCACUUUCCCCGCUAUCAGCGCUAUCGUGUCCCGUAAUGCUGAACCCGACCAACAAGGUGUUGUCCAGGGGAUGAUUACUGGAAUUCGAGGCCUCUGUAACGGUUUGGGCCCCGCUCUCUACGGUUUUGUCUUCUACUUGUUCCACGUGGAGCUGACCGAUACGGACGGCUCCGAGACCGGUGCAAAAACCAACAUGGCCAACCCCACCGACGAGAGCGCCAUCAUCCCGGGGCCUCCCUUCCUGUUCGGCGCGUGCUCGGUGCUGCUGUCUCUGCUGGUGGCCCUGUUUAUCCCGGAGCACAUGGGGCCGGGCAUGAGGCCCGGCGCCUAUAAGAAGCACAGCAACGGGGCACAGAGUCACUCCCACAGCCCCCAGGGCAGCGGGGCCGAGGGCAAGGAGCCGCUGUUGGAGGACAGCAGUGUAUAACCACAGCUGGGGGGGAGGGGGCAGACGGCGCUCUAACCCCAACACCCCCGCACACACGGGAGAGAAAUGCACAUUUCACCACACGGACACACUCUCGCCUCAGUGCACGGAUCAGACUCGAGUGCUGCAAAGAGGUGUUUGUGUCCACGGCACAAAAGUGGGCCCUCCUUCCUUAUCAGCCCCCUUUUUUCUUUUUUUCUUUUUUAAAGCAGGGUAUUGUGAGGACUUUCUAAAGACCCUGUAUGAAGAGCGUGUGUUGACUAUUUUUUGGGCCUGCAGUGGAAAGGUGUGUGUGUGCGCGUGUCUUGCAGAGUCGGACUCUGAUCCUUGGUUUCUUUAAAGCAUAACAGAGGGGAGCAAACAGCUUGUCCUCCUCCUGGUGCAAAGCAGAACCGGAGUGAUUGGGUUUAGAGUGCGAGUGGGGUGGAUAUCAAAAGUUACUAAAUACCUGUGUGAUUCUUCAUGUUCUUCUGUAGCCAAUGGCGUGGCGACCUUUGUCCAACAGGAGUGUAACAAACGGCCAGUCGAGCACUUGACCUCUGCUGGUCUUUCACACGAUCUGAACUCAUGUCCCGACGCUCGCCUCUGCUCCGUCGACGCGUGCGAGGAGGGAAAACGGUUCUUCCUCCGAAUGCGCAGCGGCCAACUGUCCGCCUGUGAGGGGAGAGCCGCCCGCCUAACCCAGGUCAGGGUGUGUCAACCAGUUUGGGUAUAAAAAGCAUCGUAAGACCACACUUUUGUUAAAGUUCUGACGGAGAAGGAUGCGACAGAGACCACUUUUAUUAGCUGAAGCUCUUAUUCAGUGUUUAUUGCCAUUCUCUAGAUCAGUAGUACAGUUUGGGUUGUGUAGUUUCCUCUUCUCAAACUAAAGGUUGUGCUUCAAAUUUUUAGUCAAGAAACAAAUGUUGCCUCAAAGUGACUUAAUAUAUAUAUAAAUAGAUAAAUCUAUAUAUUAAUUACGUAACCUGUAUGAAGACCAAGGUCUGAAAAGGCUCUGUAAUCGUGCGCUAUCGCUCCCAUCGGAGCAGUUACGAACCUUUUAUUCCUCUUGUUUUCAUGCCCUUUCUGUUCCUUUAUCACCAUCAGGGUAAAGGCUUACCGAUCCAUAGUUUUAUUCGACAAGCCUUCGGACCAUUUGGAGACACUAUCAGCUUGUCAGUGUUGGCACUGACUGUUUAUACAUAGUGUUUCAAUUUAUAUCAUUAUGUUCAACAGAAUAUCACUCGUGCUGCUGCGGUAGAUAAUUAAAAGGUCCGGUUUGAUGUGUGGCGGAUACAAAUUUCUACAGUGGUAAUAUGAGCAGUGAAACGGUCUCAUUUAAGCUUCGGUUGUUAACAGGCACUGCAAACUUCUCAAAUCAUAAAAGGAAAACAAAUGUUUUGAUGUAAACUGGUAUCUAACUGACAUUCAACGGGCUUCGGGUUGGUCAUCGCCGGACAGGUUCUCACCUCACUUUACGCGGCUUGCUGCUUCCAGAUGAAAAAAGGCAAUGCAGGCAACGGCUGUUUUAGGCAGACGUUACAAGUGCACAUGUUUCUUUCGAGGGUUAUGUGUGAUGAGUGUUUUUGAAGCAUUUACAUUUUUCCACAAACUGCUGUUCACUGCGAGAAGCGUUCAAGUGCAGCGUUCAAGAUUCGAUUAAUGCACGCAUGCUAAUCGAGCGAUGCUGCCACAAAUUAAUACUUGAGGGGGAAAAACGAGAGACAAUUAUUUAAAAUAACUUUCCUACAAAAUGCAUGAAAAACAAACUAGAAAGUAACCAGGAAGACAAUAGAAUUAUGAUAGAAUUAUGUCCCGAAUUAAUUAGAAGGUAUCGGUCAAGAUAUUAAAUAUAACAUAGCGAAAUGUAAAACCUCACUGCGCGCAGUGUAAGAGAGCAUGAGUAAUGUUUGUUUGCUGUGGCUGGGUCACAUCUUCAUAUCGGUGGAAUGUUUCUUGGCGACAGGCGGCGCCGGUUGAGCAUGGACUGCGCCUGGUUCUGGUGUCCCGGCAUCAGUGACCCUGUGUUCCCUUUCACGUGAUGUGCGCUACCAACUGGUCAAAUCUCCCAACCCCAAUUCUCAAAAGCUGAUUCAAGAAAAGCCGUAAGUGCAUUUCAAUGGCCAAAACCAAACCGAUAUGAAUAAGUAGCUUACAAUGUGUUUCAUGCUGUUUAACAUCCAUCUGAAGGAAAAUGUACAUUAUGUUUUUGUGCCAAUUUUUAUUUUUUAUUUUUUUCAUACGGUGUGUAAGUGUGCUUGUUUAUUUGAGUGAUUUUUGCAUAUUUUUCUGUUUUGUUUUCUCUUGUCUUAAUUUUUUGGCUGAAUUCUAUAUAGAUAUAUAUCUAUAUUUAUAUAUCACUUUUUAAAACUUAUCCAGUAAUUUUUUAGGAAUCUUUUUUUCAACGUCAAAAGACCCAAUGAUGGAGAUUCAACAAUUUACCAUUCAACUUUUUUUUCUUUUUUUUUUUUUUUUAAUAACAAGCACUUCACUGUGGUUAGUUAUAUUUUCCCCAGAUUUAUCACUAAAUAAUAACAAAAGUCCCUGUAUGUUCCAAGCCGACGUGUACAUCUUUUUGCGGCGAUACUCAACCGGAAUCUUAUUUUUGUUUUCUAUUAUUUCUGAAGGGGUGUUACUAGACAGAAGUCCAUUGGUGGUGAUCUUUGAAUAUGUAAUAUCCUGUUUUUUUUAUUUAACAUUUAUUGGACCAACGCAUGGUGAACCCAUGUAUUCCGAACCCAAAUUGGUCAGAUCCAUCCUGCACCAGCCCCAUGUGCACUCGUACAGCUGUCGAGCAGAUGACUGUAAAUGUACUAAAAUGACUCGUACAGCAAGUGUAUAUAUUUAUUGCUCAAGGAGAUGGCCCCCUCUUGGUCUAUUUGGUUGUAUGGUGCAAUUAUUAUUAUUAUUAUUAUUAUUAUUAUAUAUUUCUCAAGACUUACCUGCUGGCCACUCCUGUUUUUAGUACGAUGUGGUUUGUGGCCUGAACCCCUUCUCUCUGUGUGCCUAAAUUAGCCAGGAAAUGAGUAUGGCAGGAUACGUAAAUGGUGGUUGUUAUGUAAAUAUGGGAAACUAAUGACAAACUAUUUAUUAAAGGUUUAUUGUACAAUGAAA
This is a messenger RNA of Gasterosteus aculeatus aculeatus (three-spined stickleback), 4716 nucleotides long. It is a transcript of the gene slc71a1-2, whose product is annotated as solute carrier family 71 member 1-2. The record is from RefSeq and is a predicted model, not a curated record. Gene Ontology annotation, biological process: transmembrane transport. Gene Ontology annotation, cellular component: membrane. Lineage: Eukaryota; Metazoa; Chordata; Actinopteri; Perciformes; Gasterosteidae. Gene Ontology annotation, molecular function: transmembrane transporter activity.